AUGGACCCUCAGAACAGUGGCCAAGGCAUCCUCCUCUGUGAACUGUGUCAAACAGCUGCAUUACAGAGUCAUUGUGAACUUUGUCAGAUUAGCCUGUGUAAGGCUUGUGUAGGGAAUCAUCUCUCAGACUCAUCCCAAAGACACAAGGUUAUACCAUAUAAACAUCAAACUUCUUAUCCUUCCUACCCAAAAUGUCUAAACCACACACAGAAACAUUGUGACCUUCACUGUGAGGAGUGUGACAUUCCUGUCUGUUCAACAUGCAUCUUCUCUAGUGUACACAAAGGACAUAAUAUAACUGACGCUCAGAAAAAGCUAAGGUUGAAAACAAAAGAUUUAGAAAAAGAUCUCAGAGAACUAGAGAAAGAAAUUUAUCCUGCAUAUGAAGAAAUUGUAUCAGAUAUAAAGUCUGAAAAAGAAACCUUGGAAGAACACUACGAGAAACUGACAUCAGCUGUCACCAAACAAGGAGAAGACUGGCAUGGAGAAAUAAACAUCAUUGUCAACAAACAAAAAUCUGAAAUUGAUGCUAUGAAAACUAAACAUCUGGCUGCUAUUAAUAAACAGGAAACUGAAAUCAAGGAGAAACUUUCUGAACUAAGACAGAGUAUUCUUGAACUGAAGAAAAUACUGGACUCCAAUGAUGUCUCUUUAACCUGUUCAUACAAAUCUAGGACUUCUGAGUUCAAAAUUACACCUCCUAAAGUCAAUGUCCCGUUACUUACUUUCUCUCCUCGUCCGAUAAACAUAGAAAGGCUGAAUCAAAUGUUUGGUUCUCUGUCAGCAUUAUCCACUACAUCAGAUGAAGAUGGUUACACAUUGGAUACAUCAGAAGAUAUAUUAUAUCCUCCCUCCGGUAAACCACUUCUUGAUAGACCAGAACUCCUCACUACCAUAGAGACGAGGCUUAGAAACAUGCUAUACAGUGUUACCUGCCUCAAUGAUGAAGAAAUUUGGAUAUGUGGAGAUGAAAAUAUCAUUAAUCUCUACAACCUCCAGAGUAAACUAUUGAAGUCAAUCCAAACCAAAUCAGGGAAAAGACCAAAUGACAUAGCAGUGACAAGAAGUGGACAUCUUGUUUACACUGAUUCUGGUACAAGAACUGUAAAUAUAGUGGAGAAUGAUCAGAUACAAGACGUAAUCAGACUACAGGAGUGGAUACCUUACAAUCUCUGUUCUACCUCAUCUGGUGAUCUCUUGGUUUCCAUGAACAAUGAUGGUUAUACACAAUCAAAAAUUGUCCGUUACUCUGGCUCCACGGAGAAACAAACUAUUCAGUUUGACAAUAAAGGUCAUCCUCUGUAUUCAUUCAGUGAAUGUAAAUACAUCAGUGAGAAUAGGAAUCUAGAUAUUUGCACGGCUGACUAUGGACUAUGCGCUGUAGUCGUAGUUAAUCUGGAUGGACAACUCCGGUUUAGAUACAUUGGUCAUGCCUCUUUAUUCACGGGACCAUUUGAUCUAGUUGGCAUUGCAACAGACAGCCAGAGUCAGAUCCUGAUAUCAGACGGUAACAACAAAUGUAUCCACAUCCUAGAUGAGGACGGAAAAUUCCUCUGUUACAUUGAUAACAUUUACUUAGCUUAUCCGUGUGGUUUAUGUGUAGACGCUGGAGACAACCUCUUUGUUGUCGAAUUAGCCACUAGCAAAGUGAAAAAAAUCAAAUACAUGUAG
Molecule: messenger RNA, 1671 nt
Organism: Saccostrea echinata
Lineage: Eukaryota; Metazoa; Mollusca; Bivalvia; Ostreida; Ostreidae
Exons: 1
Coding region: 1-1671 (556 amino acids)
Biological process (GO): positive regulation of DNA-templated transcription
Cellular component (GO): nucleoplasm; chromatin
Molecular function (GO): ubiquitin-protein transferase activity; zinc ion binding
Source: RefSeq, a predicted model, not a curated record